Nematostella vectensis (starlet sea anemone) is the source of this 4538-nucleotide messenger RNA. RefSeq names its product cell wall protein DAN4. The coding region runs from base 172 to 3213 and encodes 1013 amino acids. NCBI's taxonomy places the organism in Eukaryota, Metazoa, Cnidaria, Anthozoa, Actiniaria, Edwardsiidae. The transcript has 10 exons. The record is from RefSeq and is a predicted model, not a curated record.
CCAAAUAAGGAAACCUGUCAAUCAUCGUUUAUGACGUCAUCGUUAAUCGGUAGAUCGAACGCCCCGCUAGUUUUCUUCUUCUUUCCAACUCUCCCUUUCUUGGGAAUAGUUUGGUAUUUCUCCCUUUCAAAAAAAGGGACUUGAAAAUCAUCAUCUGGAAUAUUUGCAAAGAUGGGAAGCUGUCCGUCUAAUUUAACCAAAGGGUGUGUUUGUGUUUCACCUAGUCCUGUCAUGUCUAGUAAUACCCUGAAUCAACGCGCCCCUUGUCCCUCACCAGCAUCAUCGAGUCCACUCUCUGUUCUACCCGAGUUGAGUGAGGAAACGAGCAGCAAGUCACUUACACAGUCAAGCCCUGUCGUGCCCAGCAUCAAGGGUAGCGAUGACCAGCUUUCCGAGAGCCGCAACUCAUCUGUAGAGCUUUCUCAUCACAAGCCAUUUUCCACCGAGCUUAAGCAUGAUCAAGGCUAUGAGGGUGACAGUGAAACAUGUCAUACCCCUGGAGUAGGAUCACCGGCCGUUGUGGCUGAAGCUCACGAAUCUGUUACCAGCAUUGUUAAGACUCCUGGCAAUAAGAUCGCUGUCAGCGGCGAUGAGGCUCCUGCCAAUCAAGGAAAUGACAUCAGGGAGGGCUCUGCAAUGUCUGUAACAGAGAGAGAUACCCCAGAGCCUUCACCACUGCGUGAUGCUUCCUUGCUUCCUCGUGCAGAAAGUGUUUUGUCCAAGCAAGUCCACCCUUCCUCUGCUGAUGGCAACAACAAGGGGGCAAACGAUUCUUCCUCUGAUAAGGUCUCCUCUGAGGUCACCGUCCCAGUUGAUGAAGACAUCAGACCUUCGACUGCUGGAGACACCGACAAGACAACCACGGACUCUUCCGCUGAUAACGUUACCUCUGAGGUUACCGUUCAAGUGGAUGAGGACAACAAGCAAGCAACUGCACCCUCUACUUCUAGCAAUGACAGCCUACUUGGUUCCACUGAACCUACAAGUGCUGUCAAUUACGUUUGUGAUGCUGAAGCCUCAGUUGACUCGGCCGCUGAUGUGCGAAAUGUGGCUGGACAGGAUUCUGAUACUUCAGGUGACAGCACUGGGAGCGUCGGUCCUGUUAAAAGUAUUGGCAUCGAUCUUGCAGGAAAAACAAGCUCCACAAUGGCAACACAAACUGAGGUUACAGCUGAGGAAGAGGAGGUGCUUCUCCCACCGAUCACGAUUAAAGUUGGAAAUGAAAGCAUAACACCUGUAGGACCCAGAAAGUUAAGCCUCACCAACAGCAAGUCAUCUGUCGGCUCCCGCAGGACCAGCUUCACAAGCAGCGAAACAUCCAGUGUCAGCAAGGUCGGGUCUGUGGGUAAUAUCAGUCGCCUGAGCACACAAGAGGUAUAUGUUAACACCACUCAGGGUAGCUCCUUAUCGGAUUUCAACGUCGAGGUUAGGAUUAAGCUCAAGUUGACCGUACCCUCUGCAUCUAAGUCCAUUACUUCUUCCUCAAGCAACGAACCGUGCAAGCCAAAGAAGGGACCUAAACCCAGUACCAGUUCCACCAAGACUUCACCUAAAACCAGCGUAACUAAGACAAACAAGACUGCUAUAAGUGAUACACUUACAUCCAAGAAUGUCAAGCCGGCUGAAGUCAUGGAAAAGGCGGCUAGCCUUACUGGGGUUGCAAAGAAGCCAGUGAAAGCUAAUAAUGCCACCAAACCGGUUGAAGUCUUAAAAAAGGCAAAUAGCUUUCCCGGAGCUGUAAAGAAGUCAGUAAAGAACUUUCCUGCUAAGGAAGUUGGCAAACCAACGGAACCCCUAAAAAAAACGGAAAAACCUCCCGUGGCUGCAAAGAAGCCAGUGAAAGCUAAUAAUGUCACCAAACCGGUUGAAGUCUUAAAAAAGGCCGAUAGUUUUCCCGGAGAUGUAAAGAAGACAGUAAAGAGCAUUCCUGCUAAGGAAGUUGGCAAACCAAUGAAAGAUCUGAAAAAGGCGGAAAGCUUUCCCGGGGCUGCAAAGAAGUCAACAGAAGCCACUACUAAGAAAACAAUUGUGAAGUCAAAAGUCGAAAGCAAGAUCAGCAAGGGCACAAAGAAGCUUCCAAAGAAGACCCUGGACAAGACAAAUACUAAAGGUUCUAUCAAACCAACAGGCUCCACCAUCGCUUUGGCUACUGGCUCCACGCCUAGUGUAGUUACUGUUGCCGAACAGCCAAGCAAGGUUGAUGUAACAGCUGAAAGGCUCGCGGAAGACCAUCAGAAUCAGGAUGACGCCGACAUUGCAUCAUAUGUGGGUAACAUCAUUAAUGCCCAGGCCAGUGCAUUGGCAGCAGAGAAGGCUUCUGUGUACGGCCACGCCUCUUCAUCCGUGACCUCCAAGCAAAGUCCAACCAGCAACCAGGAUUCAGACUCCGAGGCGCUUGAUGAUAUGAUCAUGGGAAUCCUCAACUCUGAAGUUGAGCUGCUAAAAGCAGAGAAGGCUGCAUCAUCCAAAAGCCUAAUCCCGAAGCCACCAAACAGCCCUAAGCCGCUCAGCCGACGGUCAUCAAGCCAUGCAAGCCACAUUGCGGGAAGCCACGAGCAGCUUAGCGGUCAAACAUCUAGCGGUAGUGUGGGAAGCCCGAAGUCACUCAGCCAACGAUCUAGGGGCAGGGAAGGGAGUUCGGCAUCGAAAUCGAAUUCGAAAUCCUCUCUUAGUUCCAUUCCAAUCCGGGUCCCAAGACCGCCUUCUUCCCAGAAAACACAAGCCAACACGGCAUCACAGGCUUCUGUCGACACAGCUUCUCCUCUUCCAAGGAGCCCGAAGCGCUCAUCGCCUAUUCUGCCACCCAUCAACAGGCCAGCUAGUGGCAGGAAAUCCACCACUUCAGCGUCAAGCGCAAGACCAGUCUCAAGGUGCUCCCUUCCUGGGGUCUCUUCCAUCCCAGUACUGCCACCAGUCCAGCGACAGGGCAACAGCAGCGUCCACAAGGUGUCAGUCUCCCCCUCAGAGUCCAAUCCAGCUUCCGCCAGGUCUUCAGUCCAUGCCGGAUCACCGCUCAGUCCUAGGCCUCCUACGAGCCCCAAACCAUCACAGUGUACAUUAAACCGGGCUUUGUCUGCGUCAAGAGUGAGGACAGCAUCUGAGGGAUCCCUCCUCCCUGGAAGUCCAAUGGGAUCGUUGUCCUGCAAGGCAAGCAACUCUUCGCCAAACAGCCGACCAGGCAGCAGGCCAUGCUCUAGCCGCAAGACUGGCUGAGCCAGGAAAUGGAAGCAAGCGGCCCAAUAAGGUGGCAUCUGGAAAGGAAUAAUUUCAUAAUCAUUUUAAAUAGUAGACUAUAUGAACAAGCUCUGCACUCUUUGAAAAUAUUUCAAGAGCUUGUACAAAGUUAUUUACCUAUACUGAUUUUCGACUAAGCAGGUCUCAUCUUCGCAGAUUUUUUUGUAUUCAAUGUUCCGAUAGCUUUCUUUUUUUAUAUAUGUAAAGAGCCACUUUCUAGUCAAUGCACCACUGAUAGACAAGAAGUUCUACGGAACUGAGCCACAUCUCCAGCCACGACUGGCAUUUACCCCUGGUUUGUGAAACAGAGCUUUUAGAUGUUGCCUUUUACAGGACGCAUUUGCACAUAGUUUUUUCGGCGUUUGCCGCAUUUUGUGCAAGGCUAUGAUAGAUAUUCUUCUUUGGUGUUUGAGGCAUUUUAACUUGGUAGAUUCAGGUUUCGGAUUCUUUAGUAUUCCUGUGGCUCACCAAGGACAGGGUCAAUGGAACAGGGGGCGGCCGGGAUCAGUCUCCUAUCACAAGGGGCUGGUUUCACCAUUGAUCUCUAUGGGACGUCAAUGAGGCCUUUUAAUGUGAAAAAACAUUUUCCAUCAUACAGUUUUUGUUUGCAGAAAAAGGCUAAAAAUACGGGGCUAAGGUCUAGAUGGCCUCAAGCUCUACCACUGGACUCAGGAUGAGGUGUCAGUGAGAUUUAUGCUCUUGUACAGCUAAAUUUAAACAGCAUUGUUAGUAUCAAUGCGCAUAAUUUAUUUUUGUUACAUUUAUUUUUUAUCUUAAGACAAGAUCAGCUGCUGAAACCAUAUCACUUAUCACUUAAUGGGUUAUCCUAAAAGUGAUCAGUGGUAAGGUUUCAGUAGCUGGUUACGCAGGUAUCAGUGAGAUCACACACCACAAUCAAGGAUGUCUUACUUUCUGUUGUUUUAUUACCCACCCUCUCAACCUUUUGCCUUUGUCUUUCUUGACUCAUGUGGGGUACCACUGAGCUCUAGACCUGGGUCUGUCAAGCAGGGAAUGCCUCAUGCACCUUUGCGAGUCUAUUCAUUGUAGCACUGUUCCGGAUGGGGUGUACAUCUAAAACUCUAUGGGUAAAUAAAUUCUGUAACUGGCAUCAUCGAGAAGUAAAGUGACACUUUCCUGGGGUGUUUGACGACUGUAGCUUAGGAGGUCGUGAAAUGAAGUAGAGUUCAGGUCUGUUUUGGUGUUAGAUUUAUGGCAUUAGUCAUAAAGAAAGAAUAAGAUCCUCUUGCAUUUAUUGAAUUUUGAAUGAAUAGAGUGUGAACAAAUAAAAAGGAAAAACCCUGGAA